This is a messenger RNA of Trifolium pratense (red clover), 1740 nucleotides long. RefSeq lists its product as uncharacterized. Bases 1 to 1740 code for a protein of 579 amino acids. Lineage: Eukaryota; Viridiplantae; Streptophyta; Magnoliopsida; Fabales; Fabaceae. The transcript has 3 exons. The record is from RefSeq and is a predicted model, not a curated record.
AUGGAUCGAAACAUUUUGGAUGCUGCAAGUGGUGGAGCACUUGUUGAUAAAACUCCAGCUGCUGCAAAGGCCUUGAUCGAGAACAUGUCACUCAACUCGCAACAGUUUACAACCAGAAAUAAUUCUGCAAGUGUAAAUGAGAUUCAGUCUUCCUCUUCCUCCAUCAAGGCGCUCGAAACCAAGUUUGAUGCUAGAAUUGAUGAACUUACUUCCUUGGUGAAAAAGUUGGCAGUUAGCAAAGCUCAACCAGCAAAAGUGUGUGGUAUUUGUACUUCUUCUGAGCACCCGACUGAUACAUGCCCCAUUCUACAAGAUGAAACAAUAACUGAGCUUCCUCAAGCAUAUGCAGCAGCAGUAACCCUUUACAAUCAAAACAGGUACAACAAUCCUGACCUCUCCACCAACAAAUAUCACCCUAGUUGGAGGAAUCAUCAAAACCUCCAAUAUGGGAAUCAGUCACAAGCUGCAGCCCCUGCUGCCCCACCAGCCACUUCUUCACUGGAAGACCUUGUCAAGCAACUGGCACAAGGAACAGAUGCUAGCAUUCAGAACCUGACAACGCAGAUGGGACAAAUGGCCAAUGCAAUAGGCCAACUACAAGCCCAAGGCUCUGGUAACCUUCCUGCACAAACAGUGCCGAAUCCGAAUGUGAAUGUGAGUGCAAUUACUUUGAGAUCUGGAAGAGUGACAGAACCAGCUCCAGAGAAAAAGAAGAAGAAAACCGUUGCAUCAUCAUCUGCUCCUGAACCUCCUUCUGUUACAACUGAGACCGGACCCGAAAAAGAAAGAGUAUAUGUGCCACCAAUUCCUUUUCCUCAAAGGAUUCCUAAAUAUGCAAAAUUCCUGAAAGACUUGUGCACACACAAGAGGAAGUUGAAGGGAAAUGAGAGAGUCAGUUUGGGACGAAAUGUUUCUGCUUUCAUUCAGCCUAAAACUGGUUCCUCAGCUAAUGUCUCAGUUCUCAGUCAGACCAUGCCAGAAAAGUGUGAUGAUCCAGGAGUUUUUGGUAUUCCCUGUUCCAUUGGGGAUCACAAGUUUGAAAAUUGUAUGCUUGAUCUGGGAGCAGGUAUUAAUGUUAUGCCUACUUCUAUUUAUAAUAACCUUGAUCUUGGUCCUUUGCAGCCUACAGGUUUAAUCGUGCAAUUAGCAAACAAGAGCAAUGUCCGCCCUGCUGGGAAGGUAGAAGAUGUCCUGGUGCAAGUUAAUGACUUGAUUCUUCCUGCAGAUUUCUACAUUCUAGACAUGGAGGGAGAAACUAAUUCCAGCAGGGCACCCAUCAUUCUAGGCCGACCAUUCAUGAGAACGGCAAGAACAAAAGUUGAUGUUUAUGAUGGAACCAUGUCCAUGGAGUUUGGCGACAUUGUCGCUAAGUUUAACAUUUUUGAUGCCAUGAAACAUCCCGUGGAAGAACAUUCUGUUUUUUAUAUGGAUUUAGUUACUAACACUAACCUUUGCUCUGUUUGUGCUAAGAUUGAAUCUGAUUUGCAGGAUAAUAACAUUCAUACAGGUGAAGUUGUUGUCAAUGAGGCAGUGUGUACGGUUAAAGUUCUUGACAUUCCGGCUGCCCCAACCAAACACUCCCAUGAUAAAGAAAAGACUACGCACUUCCAUGAUAAGAUGAUUUCCAAAAAGAAAUUUUCUGUUGGCCAAAAAGUCUUGUUGUUUAAGUCUCGCCUGAAAGAUAUGAAAUUAAAAGUACAGGUACUGGCAAGGUUUUCAAAGCAAAAGGACAGCGGUUGA